GCCGUAGUUUAGUCGCUGUGGUUUCGUAACAUAACCCAGCAGAGGACAAAACUGUAGUUACGCUGGUUUUCGUGUUGAACUACAAAAUCAUGACUUGAACAUCAUUUAAAAAAAAAAAGUAAAUAAUGCUCAAAUGUUUCACUCUUGGAAAAUGCUUGAAGUUAACAAUCUGGUCUUUGCAGUCAGUCAGACAUUUAACCCAUUAUGAAAUUCUUGGAGUGAAACCAGAUGCUUCAAAAGAUGAGAUUAAAAAGGCCUAUAAGAAGAAGUCCUUAGAGCUACAUCCUGAUGUGAAUCAAGAUGAUCCAAAAACACACGACAAGUUUGUUGAAUUAAAAGAUGCAUAUGGUACACUGCUCAAAGAGGAUUCACGAGAACAAUAUGACAAAGACCUAAACAUGGCUUUCAUAUACCACCGGCAUAAGACAAGACACAGAUCUCUUGAAGAUGAACAUGAUCUUCAACAUAAAAACUUUGAGAGGCACUUUAAUGUAAAGAUUGAUAAGGCUGAUUUUAUAAAACAAGUGGAAGAGAUGGAGAAAGAAUCCCGCUCUGCUGCUGGACCUAAGAUAGAUAGAAGUGUUGGCAAAUAUAUUGUGGCAUUUUAUAUAUGUGCAGCAGUUUUUGCCUUUUUUGUGGUGUAUUCUGAGAUGACCAAAAGAAAGUUUUCUGAAAUACCACAACAAAAGAGAUAUGUACAUCCAAGUCAAAUGGCCAUGAGUCAUGAAAAAGAAGCAUUCAUGAAACAUUAUAAGGACCAACAAGAUAAAGAAUUAGGUCACAUGUACAUGAUGAUGAGGAGCAAGAAAAUAAAGGAAACAAAAGAAGACAAUAUAAAGCAAGCACAAUUUGCAGAAGAAAAGGUUAGAAAGAACAGAAGAUUAAGGACAGGUGGUUCAAAAAAGAAAGAAGAAACCGCUCAGUAAGGACACUGUUUGGCUUAUCAGCACCAUUAUCUAAUUUUAUGUACAGAUUCUGGACUUCUGGUUUUACAUCAUGAAAACCUAUCUAUGGAUAUGGAUACAGGCAAAGGAAAUUUAACUUUUGGUAAUUUGUAUCAUUGGGAUGUUGUCUCAUUGAAGAAAACCCACACCUCAUUUUAAUCAUAAUAACGAGUAAUUUAAAAAAAAUAUGAAUCCUUUGGUAGAAAAUACUUUACAAAAGUAAAAUGAUUAAACUGAACAGUGUGUUAAAUAAGAAUAAUACAUUGAUUUUUAUCAGAAAAAUUAAUAAUUUAAAUUAAAAUCUCAGUUGACCAUCGUAUUGUUAGGUUAUUUUGAUAUUUGAAUUUGAAACACAAUCAGGAUAUUAAUAUUUAACAUUCCCAAUAGUUAGUCUGACAGUCAGUCUGUCAGGCUCAAAAGUGGUAGAAACUUCUGUUGGUUGUGUACUACUCCUUGUGUUUUAGUGAAUCAUUGAUUUGUUGACAGUCAAACAAGUAAUUUUUUUUCUUUUAUUAUUUGGUUAAAAAUCAUAAAAAUGUAUUUUUUUGCUAACUUGCUACCAGUUUUGACUUAACUGAAACAGGCAGUCAUUAAUAAGCUGUAAGUUUAUCUUUAAGGAAAAAAAUCUGGCAUGUAGAAAUGAAAAUCAUGGGCAAUUUUUUGUAUCCAAUAAGAAAUACAUCCAAGAACAUUGUCUUUACUUUUACCAGGGGUCUUAUUGACCUAGUUAUAUGAUUUGAAUUCUUAAGAAACAGUCUAGGGGAACAUCUUUCUUAAAACCCCUGUCAUUUUUUCUAGUCUACCUUAUUUGUACAUUUGAUUUUGUUGAACUUGAAUGAUUCAAAAAUACAUUUGUAAAUAUUUUUACUUGGUAAAAGCAACAUGACAGGUGUCAAUAGUGUAGCAGGCAGAUUUCAUCUCCAGCUAGAGA
Molecule: messenger RNA, 1875 nt
Organism: Mytilus californianus (California mussel)
Lineage: Eukaryota; Metazoa; Mollusca; Bivalvia; Mytilida; Mytilidae
Product: dnaJ homolog subfamily C member 21-like
Exons: 8
Coding region: 126-926 (266 amino acids)
Cellular component (GO): endoplasmic reticulum
Molecular function (GO): misfolded protein binding; protein-folding chaperone binding
Source: RefSeq, a predicted model, not a curated record